GAUGGCAGCCACCAACGCCAACACCGCAUGCAAGGCAGCUAUCCUCAGCCUUCCUUUGGAUCCUCCUCCAACACUGCAGCUCAUGUUGGAAGUGUGUGCCAGAAAGGUUCCUAUUGUCAUGGAAGAAGACACUAGACCUCGACAACCAUUGCGCAAGGUGUCCAUCGUUGACUCCAACACCGAAGUCGAUGCCGUGAUGAUGGACCAACGGCCACGCACUCCAAACAUCCCACGACGACCUCCACCAACGCAUGGUCAAUGCCACCUUUGUGGGGAACUGGACCAUUGGAUGCCUGACUGCCCUUUACGGCAGGCAUUUUAUGAUUUCCGCAGGAAGCAGGCAUCCUCACAAGGGGACAAACCACCUCAAAAAAACUAGGGUACAAGCGCAGUCCCUCCCUGCGCAAGGACACAAAUGUGGUGGGCAUGGUUCCAUCAAGGGGAGAGGGAUUGGGGGGGGAGUCCCACUCUAGUCGCCCUAUUUUACAGGACAGGACAAUAUUACCAAUGCAGACACUACCACUUCUAACCACUUCCUCUACAGUCUUGCCUUUCAGGUUGCAACUGGUCGAGCCGCUCCAUCUUAAGGACUCCCAGUGUUGCCUCGUGAUGGUGGCUCCAAGCUCCCAAGGUACUUGGAGUCGAAUCAGAAUCAAUACCGGCCUGAGAGUGUUCCACCUCCCCAUCAUGCUACUGUGCACGCUCAUCCUGAUUUCCCUGUUCCAUCCCUCCACCUUGUGGAUCGUUCCCCAACCAAAGGCCAACGUGUGGAAGACUCUUGCUCGAGCCCUCGGCCAAGACCACCUUUGCCUCACCACCGCAUCAGCAGCAGACCCCUUGUCGACCUGUCUCGUGGGGAUCCCAUUCAAACCCGGUGAUGUUCCCCCUUCCCUUGCUUCUCCCUUCAGAUCAUUCCUUCCCCGGAGUGUUGUCAAUUCCCCCAGUUCCGACCCUAAAAUCCUUUGGAGGGACACUUUAGCUGGCCUUCAGCCUGCUGAUAAGGAACCCACAGAAUUCGAAUUGCUUGGCUCUGCCCAUGCCACUUUAUGUUUCCAGUUCAUGAUUAACCCUUCUCCCCUGGCAAAAUCCUUUCAGUUAGUCCGCCAAAAUAAAAUUGAAUACCAAGCAAAAGCAUGGUGUAAUACAGUUAUACACAUUAAUGCGGCUUCCACAUUUUAUGGUCAACCCCGUACCCUACCCAAAAACACCUUUUUAAUUUGCGGAGACCGAGCAUGGGCAGGCAUCCCCUCUCGCCUCACCGGAGGUCCCUGUACUUUUGGACAGCUGACGCUGUUUUCCCCCAAUCAUACUCAAAUUAUUAAUUGGCGUAAAAAGAAUGUCACACAAGAUUCGGCCCGAGUUAAGAGGAACACCCAUCAAAUUGACCCAGAGUGUGACGCCGAAAUUGUUCAUUGGUCCCGUUCCAAAAACAUUGCGGUUUCGGUAUUUUUACCGUGGGUGGCCGCAGCCAAGGCUCUAGGUGAAUUGGAGCACCUAGAGUGCUGGGUGGCAAAACAAGCGAAUCUUACUUCAGCUGCCCUGAUGGACCUCCUAGCAGACGAGGAAGUUACGAGACAGGCAACGCUGCAAAAUAGAGCAGCGAUCGACUUUCUGUUACUGCUCCACAACCACCAAUGUGAGGAGUUUGAGGGCCUCUGCUGCCUCAAUCUGUCAUCAAGGGCCGAGGAUGCUCGCAAAACUAUCAUGAAGAUGGCCGAUGUAGUGCAUGACAUCAAGCAAGAGACAUCAGACUGGUUGGGGAACAUCUUCUCUCAGCUGGGAAUCUCAGGAUGGGUCGGAUCCAUUCUCAGAACUGUAUUAACUAUUGUUUUUAUCGCUAUGUGUGUUUCUGUUGGCAUUACUAUAGUUUAUAAGUUGAUAAUGAGAAUUAUUAAUCAGACCACCACACCUCUUGCUAUCAACCGUGCUGCCCACUCCCCUGAACUUCCAACUCCCGAAAGUGAAUCAUCUCUAAGCGGGUGCACGUGGAAUGAAGCCCCAAUGAGCCAACCUUGGUUUGAGGACUUAGAUCCCAACUCUGAAUUCAACAUCUAAAUUGAAUGCAGCACCUUUUGAAUUGUAGUUCCCCUCCCCCAAAGUCCUCUUUUGUUUUUAAACAAAAAAGGGGGAGAUGUUGUAGUGUGUCAUUUUUGUUGCAGAUGAUGUAAAGUUGGUAUGUUCUGUUCACCCCUGUUCACUCCUGUUACAUGGUUCUGCCCUGGUUCUCCCCUCCCCAUCAGUUCAUGCCAAUCCCCUUAUCUCCACCCCAAUUGUCCUUAUUUGUGAUAAUUCAUUACUGUAACCCCUCCCCAGACCCCUAUCCAUCACUCAGCGUCCCCUCCCGUUGUUCCAGAAUCUUCUGCUGUUCCCGUCGAGUGAUUGGAUUAGGAGCCGGGGUCCCGCCCCCAGUUCAAAUGCAUUUGUCACCCCAACUGUCAUUCCUCUGUAGCCCCCCACCCCCCUGUUUCCUGAUUGGACCUGGGUCCAGUUCCACCCCUGUUCUCCGCCCCCUUUAUAACCCCGUGUAGCUAGCUGCCCGGGGUCCCCGGUCGGCUGGUUGCCCUGGUGUCCAAUAAAACCGGAUUUCUACCCCCGGACGGAGACCCU
This is a messenger RNA of Motacilla alba alba, 2607 nucleotides long. RefSeq lists its product as uncharacterized. Lineage: Eukaryota; Metazoa; Chordata; Aves; Passeriformes; Motacillidae. The coding region runs from base 427 to 2055 and encodes 542 amino acids. The transcript is spliced from 2 exons. The record is from RefSeq and is a predicted model, not a curated record.